Eublepharis macularius is the source of this 701-nucleotide messenger RNA. RefSeq names its product retinol binding protein 7 (gene RBP7). The transcript has 4 exons. NCBI's taxonomy places the organism in Eukaryota, Metazoa, Chordata, Lepidosauria, Squamata, Eublepharidae. Gene Ontology annotation, biological process: fatty acid transport. Gene Ontology annotation, molecular function: fatty acid binding. Gene Ontology annotation, cellular component: nucleus; cytosol. The record is from RefSeq and is a predicted model, not a curated record. Bases 87 to 497 code for a protein of 136 amino acids.
UCCCCAUAUAUAGAGCUCCUGGGGAGGGAGAUUUGUAUGCUUAGCUCGUGUAUUCUCUGGGGGUGUACUGCUGCCCGUCUGUAACCAUGCCGGUGGAUUUCAGUGGUACCUGGAACCUUGUUUCUAGUGAUAAUUUUGAAGGCUACAUGCUGGCCUUAGGUAUUGAUUUUGCAACUCGCAAGAUAGCAAAAAUGCUGAAGCCCCAGAAGGUUAUUGAACAGAAUGGGGACUCCUUCUCUAUUCGCACAACAAGCACUUUCCGAAACUACUUUGUCCAGUUCAAAAUUGGAGAAGAGUUUGAGGAAGACAACAAAGGCUUGGACAACAGAAAGUGCAAGAGUGUAGUGACCUGGGAUGGUGACAAACUGGUUUGUGUCCAAAUGGGAGAGAAGAGAAACAGAAGCUGGAGUCACUGGAUUGAAGGAGACGAGCUUUAUUUGGAACUCCGGUGUGAAGACCAAGUAAGCAAGCAGGUUUUCAAGAGAGCAUCAGGCUAAUCCCAGAGACAUAACGUGGCAGGCAACUAUAAAAGUUGUGGAAGAAUAGGUGGAAAGAUGUUCUGAUUUCAGAAGCUUUGAUCAAGAUGGCAGCUUUAUAAGUCAACUGUCUUGUCUACUGCAUUUCCUAUGGAUCUUGAGAUCAAACGCUGUAACUGUUAUCAGUACUUAUUAUUAAAGAUAACUGUAAUAAGCAACUUGAGU